Messenger RNA from Trichomycterus rosablanca, 1940 nucleotides. RefSeq names its product aldehyde dehydrogenase 7 family, member A1 (gene aldh7a1). The record is from RefSeq and is a predicted model, not a curated record. NCBI's taxonomy places the organism in Eukaryota, Metazoa, Chordata, Actinopteri, Siluriformes, Trichomycteridae. The coding region runs from base 68 to 1603 and encodes 511 amino acids. The transcript has 18 exons. Gene Ontology annotation, molecular function: aldehyde dehydrogenase (NAD+) activity.
UGGUGUCCUCCGGUACUUUACUCAUAAGAAUAAGCUGUGCUCUCUGACUAUUCGUUCAGCUGCAGCCAUGUCUACUCUUCUCAUUAACCAACCGAAGUACGCCUGGCUCAAAGAAUUAGGUCUGAGUGAGGAAAACGACGGUGUUUACAACGGAACCUGGGGAGGAAAAGGAGAGGUGGUCACGUCAUACUGCCCUGCCAACAAUGAACCUAUUGCCAAAGUUCGACAGGCUACCAUGGCUGAAUAUGAAGAAACUGUACAAAAAGCACGGGAAGCAUGGAAAGUGUGGGCAGAUAUCCCGGCUCCAAAGAGAGGGGAGAUUGUCAGACAGAUUGGAGAUGCUCUGAGGAAGAAGAUCAAAGUUCUUGGCAGCUUGGUGUCUCUGGAGAUGGGGAAGAUCUAUGUGGAGGGUGUCGGUGAGGUGCAGGAGUAUGUUGACGUGUGCGACUACGCCGUUGGACUUUCCCGCAUGAUCGGUGGUCCAGUUCUGCCAUCUGAAAGACCAGGCCAUGCCCUGAUCGAGCAGUGGAACCCGGUGGGUCUGGUGGGCAUCAUCACCGCCUUUAACUUCCCCGUAGCAGUGUAUGGCUGGAACAAUGCUAUUGCUCUGAUCUGUGGCAACGUCUGCCUCUGGAAAGGAGCUCCGACUACACCUCUUACCAGUGUAGCAGUAACAAAGAUCGUCGCUGAGGUACUGGAGCAGAACAACCUUCCUGGUGCCAUCUGCUCUAUGACAUGUGGCGGAGCCGACAUUGGGACGGCGCUUGCUAAAGACGAGCAUGUCGAACUUGUGUCCUUCACUGGAAGCACUCAUGUGGGCAAGCAGGUGGCUAUGAUGGUGCAGGAAAGAUUUGGUCGCCAGUUGCUGGAGCUGGGCGGGAACAACGCAAUCAUUGUGUUUGAGGAUGCAGACUUAAACCUGGUAGUACCCUCGGCUCUCUUUGCCUCAGUGGGAACGGCAGGCCAGCGGUGUACCACGACCAGGAGACUUAUGCUGCAUGAGAGUGUUCAUGAUGAGGUAGUGAAAAGGCUGGCCAAGGCCUACAAGCAAGUUCGCAUUGGUGACCCCUGGGAUCCUAGCACCCUGUACGGUCCUCUUCACACCAAGCAAGCUGUUGAACAAUACCUGGCAGCUGUAGAGAAGGCUAAGCAGCAGGGCGGCACACUUGUUUGUGGUGGGAAGGUGAUGGAUCGCCCGGGUAACUAUGUCGAGCCUACCAUCUUUACCGGCCUGCCACACGAUGCCCCCAUUGUUCACACAGAAACCUUUGUACCCAUUCUAUAUGUGAUCAAAUUUAAGACGGAGGAGGAGGCCUUCGCCUGGAACAAUGAAGUCAAGCAGGGUCUUUCCAGCAGCAUCUUCACUAAGGACAUGGGCAGGGUGUUCCGCUGGCUGGGACCUAAAGGCUCGGACUGUGGCAUUGUUAAUGUCAACAUUCCAACCAGUGGAGCAGAGAUCGGAGGAGCUUUUGGUGGUGAGAAGCACACUGGAGGUGGACGUGAGUCCGGCAGUGACUCGUGGAAGCAGUACAUGAGGAGGUCCACAUGCACCAUCAAUUACAGCAAGGAUCUUCCCUUGGCACAAGGAAUCAAGUUUGAGUGAACUGAAGCUUAACACUACAUUUGUCAUCCUUCAUCAGCUAGCCCAGCGUAAACUCCCCCAGAUGAAAGCAAAUACGUACUGCAAUCAUUCUAACUCUGUGUUUAGUUAGAUUUGUUUUCUGCUUAGUUUGAUUUUUUUGUACAUUUGAUAUUGUUGGUUUUGGUAUUAAAACGGUUCUUAGAUUUGAUCUAGAAAUAUCCAGUGUUACAUGUAAGGUUAAAAAAACAAAAGCACUUACAGAAUAAUAGUGUGUACUGAUUUUCUAUGCACUUUAUCAAUGUCACCUUGAAGUGCUUUGUACAAAUAAAUCAUGCCUUUAUUUUUGAAGGAAAUUCUA